Messenger RNA from Myxocyprinus asiaticus (Chinese sucker), 2068 nucleotides. Its product is annotated as glucose-6-phosphate exchanger SLC37A4-like. The transcript is spliced from 8 exons. The record is from RefSeq and is a predicted model, not a curated record. Bases 104 to 1393 code for a protein of 429 amino acids. Gene Ontology annotation, cellular component: endoplasmic reticulum membrane. Lineage: Eukaryota; Metazoa; Chordata; Actinopteri; Cypriniformes; Catostomidae. Gene Ontology annotation, biological process: phosphate ion transmembrane transport; glucose-6-phosphate transport. Gene Ontology annotation, molecular function: glucose 6-phosphate:phosphate antiporter activity.
UCAUAGCCCUCAGAUGCAUCUGGUAACUCUUGUGCUCGACUGAAGACAACUCCUGCAUCGUGGCUUUGUAGAUAUUCUUCAUCGGUUUUAAAUUGUGCCAACCAUGGCGAAGUCUGGAUAUGGCUACUACCGAGCCACUAUAUUUCUUGCCAUGUUUGUGGGCUACACUUUGUAUUACUUCAACAGGAAGACAUUUUCUUUCGUAAUGCCCUCUGUAAUGCAGGAGAUCACGCUCGAUAAGGAUGAUCUGGGUCUUAUCACUAGUAGUCAAUCGCUGGCUUAUGCCAUCAGUAAGUUCAUAAGCGGUGUGCUGUCCGAUCAGAUCAGUGCACGAUGGCUUUUCUCUAUUGGGCUGUUUAUGGUGGGUGGCAUCAACAUGAUUUUCUCCCUGUCCUCCUCGGUGGCGGUGUUCGCAGGCCUGUGGUUUCUGAAUGGACUGGGUCAGGGUUUGGGUUGGCCACCAUGUGCAAAAGUACUGCGAAAGUGGUUUGAGCCAUCUCAGUUUGGGACGUGGUGGGCAGUGCUGUCCUGCAGUAUGAAUUUGGCUGGGGGUCUAGGGCCCAUCAUUGCCACACUGAUGGCUCAGAGCUACAGCUGGAGGUCCACGCUGUCCAUCUCGGGCCUGACCUGUGUGGUCAUGUCCAUCUUCUGCCUGCUUGUUAUCCGAAAUGAGCCUAGUGAGGUUGGCCUGCCCAAUAUUGAAGCUGGUGCAAAGAAAGGAAAAGGAGGCUCCAGCAAAGAUGAUAGCUCAUUCAAAGAAUUCAUUCUCUCCCCAUAUCUGUGGGUGUUAUCAUCGGGCUACUUGGUGGUGUUUGGGGUCAAGACAGCUUACACUGACUGGGGACAACUUUUCCUUAUCCAGGACAAGGGCCAGUCAACACUAAUGGGCAGUUCUUUUAUGAGUGCUCUAGAGAUCGGAGGACUGAUGGGUAGUUUAGCAGCAGGAUACCUGUCAGACAGGGCCGUGGCAAAGCAAGGAUUGCGCAGGUAUGGCAACCCUCGCCAUGGUCUCUUGCUCUCUAUGAUGGCUGGGAUGUGUGUCUCAAUGUACCUCUUCCGUACCACUGUCACAGCACACAGCUCAAAUGUCUGGAUACUUCUGUUGGGUGCAGCUUUUGGCUUCUCCUCAUAUGGACCGAUUGCAUUAUUUGGAGUUCUUGCGAAUGAGAGCGCUCCAUCAAACUACUGUGGAACCUCUCAUGCCAUUGUUGCCUUGAUGGCAAAUGUUGGCGGUUUUCUCUCAGGGUUGCCUUUUGGGACCAUUGCCAAACACUAUGGAUGGAACUCAGCUUUCUGGGUAGCAGAAGUAAGCUGUACUGUCACCACGGUUGGAUACUUCCUGCUUCGGAACAUCCGCACCAAGAUGGGAAAUGUACCCAAGAAAGCUGACUGAACAUUAGAGUAUUAUUUAAGUGUCUUUAAACUACUUUUUAAUAUACCAAUGGCACAACCCAUAAAGUCUGUAUAAUAUGAAUGGAUUCACAAUAGAAGUGAAAAAAAGGACUUUCAUUGUUUGAAGGCUUUUGCACUACUACCAUUGACAACUGCAAGUUACAUCAGCACCUUUUCCAGGACUUUCCCUUUGCAUAUGAAACAUGUGCAAUACCAGUAUCACUUGAUAUCUUUUUAUAGAUAUCUGAAAAUCCACUUUCAAGACUUUCCAUUUUAUCUUUACCAAUGUGCAAAAUAGGAUACCAUGUUGUGAACAUUGCUUUCAUAAGCAAAUUUUGUUAUUUAUUCUGUAUUCAUCUUUAAAAUGGAUGGCAGUAUUUAGAACGGUUCUGAUCUCUAUACACUUACAUUGCAAAAUGGUACAAUUUACUGUUUAUUAAGGUAUGGGAACACCAUUUCCUCAGUGGUAUUAACAAACUGCCUUAAAUUAGCUAGAAACAAAAUGUAUUUCGUCAUCACUUUCAGAUCUUUAACUAGUCCUACCUCUGUAUCUGUGUGGCAUUACAAAUUCAUAAAAGUCUAUGAUGAAAUACGUAACCUUGUGUUAUAUCACAUGACUGUUUAAUAGUACAUUUAAAUGAGUUUAUAUAAAUAAAAAAAAAUGGCAAGACUCACA